AUGCGUUGCUCACUCGGGAGGUGUGGCCCGGGCAGCCACGAACCAGGAACAGCGCCAGCACUGGCCAUAGAUUCGACAUCCAAGGCGCUCAAUGCCGCGGCAUCAGUACCAACACCGACGUGGGAUUCUGAUAUAUCAAAGCUCUUUAGCGCUCCCUACUGGCUUCCGGAGUCAUCUCGCUAUAUUGUUGGGUCCGGUUGGAUCAAUGCCAUGAAGAAUUAUGGUCCUUGGGACCUUUCUUCCUACACCACCGUAAAGGAUGAGACCCCGAAGAUCUACCAGCACCUACGCUCCAGAUCAAUGCCCUUAACCGAUGAUCCUAGUCACUACUUUCCAGUCGAGGCUCUCGAGAUGAUCCGCAGCUGGGCGAACCAGGGUUAUAGGAAGAAUGAUCAAGAUGAGAUUAUACUUCAGAAAGUGAUAGGGAAACCGGAGGAAAGCAAAGUAAAGUAUAGAGUUCGGAAGGAUAUUAGGAGUCUGACGCAGGAGGAGCUGCAAACAUAUCGAGAGAAGCUUGACACGGUGCUGAACGCCGGGGAUGCCAAGGGCAAGUGGCAGGAACUGGGGAUUUUGCAUGCGAACUGGUGUCUACACUACCAGGAAGCCACGUUCCUCUGGCACAGAGCCUUCCUCUGCUACGUCGAAGAACUUAUCGACUAUCCCAUUCCAUACUGGAACGCUCUGUGUUCUGAAGCUACUGACCCAGCCUCCCCUUUCUCCGGCCUUCCUGCGGAGUUCCUCGAGGAUACAUAUACGCACAGUAGUCUCGGCCUGCGCAAAAAUCCUCUUAAGUACGCAUUGCUAUCUGGAGUCGUCUCAACCCCUCGAUACGUUAUGCGAGAUCCUGUCCUUGUUUCCCGCACACCUGGGCUGGAGUGGGAUAGGAAGAUUUGUCUUUUCGGUUUGUAUCAAUCCCAGAUCGAGCUCGCACUACGGCAGGACGUUUUCAGUCAGCCGAUGGACGCCCUCCGCCCGUUUGGGAAACCUUGGGCGAAUCUAUCGAUACUCACGGAGAACCUUGACGAUAAGUUCUUUCCAAACCGCACGGACUUUGACGGAUUACUAGAGCAGCCCCAUGAUAAUAUUCACGGAUGGACAGGACCGGACAUGGCAGAUGGCUCCCACACGGCGUUCGACCCUAUUUUCCUCAGCUUCCACUCGAAUAUCGACCGCAUCGUCGAGUUCUAUAUCCGAUCUCGACCCGGGCUCACCUUCACCGCCACAUACCCAUUGCGGCCGUUCAUCGAUAACGCGAGGAACCUGGGCUACGAUGAGUCGAGACAAUGGAUGUAUACAACGAUUGGUGACAUGGUGAAGGACUCAAAGAGCCUUGGGUACGUUUUUGCACCACCGGCUUCGCCUGACCAGGUUUCUCUCACCAAUCCCCCGAAGCAAACUGAUAUAGUUGUGCCGUCGGUGGUGUUCCGGGGCGUUGGCUGCAAUGUGGUGAGCUACCAUAUCGACGUAUUUACGCCAGAUGCAACGUCACUGGUGCCAGAUCCGGUGCGGAAUCCGGACUAUAUAGGUAGAGAUACAAGAAUUGGGAUGGGGAGGGGAAGUAAAGAGACGGGACUUCAGAAUACAGAUCGAUGUGUGAAGAAGCCAGUGACGAGGACUUUGAAUGCGGAGAGAUGGGAGGUUGUUUUGAGAAAGGAAGGCGAGAAAGGAUUGAGGCAGGUGGUUGUGGAGAUGGAGACAGGAAGGGAGGUCCCGGAGAAGGAGUGGAGUGAGCUGAGUGGGUUCCGCGCGGAGAUUAAAUGGGGAAGGAGGCUGUGA
Molecule: messenger RNA, 1776 nt
Organism: Morchella importuna
Lineage: Eukaryota; Fungi; Ascomycota; Pezizomycetes; Pezizales; Morchellaceae
Exons: 3
Coding region: 1-1776 (591 amino acids)
Molecular function (GO): oxidoreductase activity
Source: RefSeq, a predicted model, not a curated record